This is a messenger RNA of Nycticebus coucang (slow loris), 1224 nucleotides long. RefSeq names its product cyclin N-terminal domain containing 1 (gene CNTD1). Lineage: Eukaryota; Metazoa; Chordata; Mammalia; Primates; Lorisidae. The transcript has 7 exons. The coding region runs from base 126 to 1121 and encodes 331 amino acids. Gene Ontology annotation, cellular component: site of double-strand break. The record is from RefSeq and is a predicted model, not a curated record. Gene Ontology annotation, biological process: reciprocal meiotic recombination.
AGGCGAAGACAAACACAUUGGAAGGGGACGAGGACUCCAGGGUGUGCCGGAAGACUGGGGAGAAGCUAGGGAAGCCGGUUUAUGCAUCCAGUAAACCGUCCAGGUGUCCCAAGAGGCUGGUGAAUAUGAACGGACCUGUGAGGCCAAGGUUGGCUUCCCUCAGUGACUUUCAGUUUGGAGUAGUUGCCACUGAGACGAUCGAAGACGCUCUGCUUCACUUGGCCCAGCAGAAUGAGCAGGCGGUGCAGGAGGCUGCGGGUCGCAUGGGCGGCUUCAGGGAGACCCGGAUCGUGGAGUUUGUUUUUCUCCUGUCUGAACAAUGGUGUCUGGAGAAAUCUGCAAGCUACCAGGCUAUAGAAAUCCUAGAAAGAUUUAUGGUUAAACAGGCAGAGAACAUCUGCAGGCAAGCCAUAAUCCAGCUGAGAGAUAAUGAGAAGAAUGAGUCUCAUCACUGGAGGGCUCUGAAAGAGCAGCUUUCCAACAAGUUUAUCCUCCGUCUUGUAUCAUGUGUUCAGCUGGCCAGCAAACUUUCCUUCCACUACAAAAUAAUCAGCAACAUUACAGUCUUGAAUUUCCUUCAGUCUCUGGGAUAUCUGUACACUAAAGAAGAACUGCUGGAAUCAGAGCUUGAUGUUUUGAAGUCCCUGAACUUCCAAAUCAAUCUGCCUACUCCUCUGGCAUAUGUGGAAAUGCUCCUAGAGGUUUUAGGAUACAAUGGCUGUUUGGUUCCAGCCACACAAUUGCAUGCAACCUGCCUGACCCUCCUUGACCUAGUCUAUCUUCUGCAUGAACCCAUAUAUGAGAGCUUGCUGAGGACUUCAAUUGAGAACUCCACACCAAGUCAGCUGCAAGGGGAAAAGUUUAUUUCUGUGAAGGAAGACUUCAUGCUGUUAGGAGUAGGAAUCAUUGCAGCAAGUGCUUUCAUCCAAAACCAUGAGUGUUGGAGCCAGGUCACGGGGCAUUUGCAGAGCAUCACUGGCAUUGCCUUGGCAAGCAUUGCUGAGUUUUCUUAUGCAAUCCUGACUCACAGCGUGGGAGCCAACACUCCAGGGCAACAGCAGCCUGUUCCUCCCCACCUGGCAGCCAGAGCUCUGAGGGUUGCUGCUUCCUCUAACACAUGAGGCAGGCUGAAUCCACCAAAUAUAAACAGCCUUCCGUCACUUCGCUCAUGCCUCCCUGUUUACUUUCAUACUCAGGGUACAAAAGUUCCAAGUCUUUUAAACU